This is a messenger RNA of Phymastichus coffea, 12606 nucleotides long. RefSeq names its product sodium channel protein 60E (gene NaCP60E). Gene Ontology annotation, biological process: neuronal action potential; membrane depolarization during action potential; sodium ion transmembrane transport. The transcript is spliced from 21 exons. The coding region runs from base 1086 to 8654 and encodes 2522 amino acids. Lineage: Eukaryota; Metazoa; Arthropoda; Insecta; Hymenoptera; Eulophidae. The record is from RefSeq and is a predicted model, not a curated record. Gene Ontology annotation, cellular component: voltage-gated sodium channel complex; plasma membrane. Gene Ontology annotation, molecular function: voltage-gated sodium channel activity; protein binding.
CCAGAGCUCUCGCGAGGGACACCCGUGAUUUCCUGCUGCCCGCUGACAGUCCGUUCGCGAGUGUGGACUCUCAUUGUCUUGGCGCCAUAUCUCACCUUCGCCAUGCAGUAAGUGCGCGCGUGUAGUCCUGCAGCAGCACGUACGCGUAAUGAAAUAGAUAGAAGAAGGCCACGAUACGAGGACGACACGACCGCCGAAUCAUCGACGAGGCGGCAACGGUGGUUGAGUGAAAUGUGCAUCUCCGGCGUCAGAUGAUCGCGGCAGGUGUUAUGAAGCGCGGUUGGACGAGAAGCUCGUCCGCGGUACGAGGACCCGACAAGACUGGCGCGAGGCCAUGAGAAUAAGCUAACGCAUCAAUGUAACUGUUAAGCAGAGAUUCGUUUCACUGUAAGCCGAAUUUCCGAAAGGCCAUGCUCAUCCGAUGACUGUGACUACGUAGAUUACAAGAAUUUUUUCGAUAUUUAAACGCAGAUAUUAUUAAUCCGUAGCUGUACUUUUGGUACAUGUACAAAGUAUAUUGUUAACGAGCGACUAGCCGCCGUAUUAGAAGAAUUUUUCGACUCUAACCAACGCACCUGAAUAUAACGCUUGAGCCCCCUUACACGUAUGCGUCCUUGCUCUUGCUCGUGCUAACAACUAGUAGACAAGAGUUGAAGAUGCCGAGACAAGACUUCGCCUGCGUUCUCAGUCUGUAGAAACACAUCUGACGCGGCGCAUAAGAGGAUCCGAAGUUUCUUGACGAGUAGCGAGAACAAGUUUGGGAUUGACGAGACGCACCACCGACACGCGACAGUCGACGGCAACGGGCUUAGUGCGAGCUGCAAUGAUCGCUCUUUGCCCGAGAGGUCGAAUCGCCAACGACGACCGAGGACAGUUGCGGCUACAUUGCGGUGCGUGCCGAGCCGGGAUCCGGUCCGAUGCACCAAGCGAAGCGUGGUGAGGAUCAGUCGGACGCAGCGACGAAGAGGCAAAAGCCCAACGACGAUGUGGCAGCAGCAGCUCCCGGCGGAGCGUCAUCAACGACCAGAACAGGCGACGAAGCAGAAACAGCAGCAGCUGCAGCAGUCGACGCGGGCGCCUGACCAAUGACAUCGCGGAGGAGUGGCGGCCCACCCGAGGCAGCCAGAGACCCCCGUAGCCCUGCCCGGAUCAGUGGCAGCUCGGAGGGCAAUGGCUUCCGACAGCAGCGCCCGCAGGUCGCUGGGCUGGCCCAGCAGCCGGGCGACCUCGCCCAGCAGCAGCAGCGCAGCGGAAGCCUGCAAAACCUCGCGGCUCGGGAGCCGCUGGUUGUGCCGCCACCGGUGCCGCCGCGAACGCCUCAGGUGAGGCAGCCUCGAGGCCGUCGCGGCGUCGCGCCAGCGCCGCCCGCUCGCCAGCUCCCCCCGUUGCCCGCCAGGCCCGAGCCCCCGCCCCCGCCGCCGCCGCCGCCCAGCGCUGCCGCCGCUGCGUCUCGAGAAGACGACGACUUCGUCACCGUUUCGGUGCCCGAAAUCCCGAAUCUGCCGAGGUUGGAGAACGCGAGUGACGACGACGACGACGACGACGACGACGACGACAACGACGACGACGAAGCACUGCCCGCCAGGCUUCUCUUCGCCAGCUGCGCGCGACAGGCUAGCUCGUCUAAGAGCCGCGACGAGGACGAAAUCGUUGCCGAAGAGGUCGGCGAUCACAGUCCCGGCACCAGUCAGCCGAGACCGUCGGCGAGGAGCCAAGCUGGAGCGAGACUCAGACCGCCGUUGUCGGGAACCGCCGGCGUGUCGGCGGACUCGGGCACCGGGGACUCGGGCAGCGCCGAGGUCCCCGGCGACGGCGCCAGCACGCCGCUGCAGCUGCACCACGAGCGGGCCGCGGAGAAGGCGGACGAGGCCGAGGGCGACGGCGCCGCCGACGACGAGCUGGCCGACGACGUUGACGCGCUGCAGGAGCUGAGGUGGCGCCGGCCGCUCGGCGAGGCCGCGACCCCGAGCUCCAAGCCCGCCUCGAAGACGGCCAAGCAGCAGGUCAAACUUCUGACGAAGGACAGCAAAGAGCGCUUCGAGAACAGACACGUGCAGCUGGUGCGCGACUACGGCUUUCAGCCCAAGAGAAAGGGCUCCGUCGAGGACGGCGGCGUGCUGCCCAACAAGUUCGAGCCCUUCCCCACGAACCUCUACGGCCGGCCUCUCGAGGAGAUUGACAAUUUCAUUUACGACGAGACGUUUUGCGUAGUGUCGAAGAGGUUUCGAAAGAAUUACAUCCACCGUUUCACCGCGACCAAGAGCUGGUUUAUCUUCUCACCGUGGAAUCCGAUAAGGCGCUGCUGCAUCUUCAUUAGCACCAAUCAGUACUUCGAUUACGUGGUCAUGACCACCAUUCUACUAAAUUGCGUCUUCCUAGCCAUGACCGAGACUGUCGAAGAAGCCGAAUAUAUCUUCCUAGCCAUCUACACGGCAGAAAUGGUGAUAAAAUCCGUAGCAAAAGGAUUCAUUCUAAACAAGUACACGUACCUGAGGAAUCCAUGGAAUUGGCUGGACUUUGUAGUGAUUACAAGCGGGUACGCGACCAUCGGCAUGGAGGUCGGGAAUCUCGCUGGUCUGAGGACGUUCAGGGUAUUGAGAGCCCUUAAGACUGUUUCAAUUAUGCCAGGGUUAAAGACCAUCAUCAACGCUCUACUGCACAGCUUCAAGCAGCUAGCCGAGGUAAUGACGCUGACGAUCUUCUGCCUGAUGGUGUUUGCGUUGUUCGCGUUGCAAGUUUACAUGGGCGAGCUGAGGAACAAGUGCGUCAAGCACAUGGAGCCCAACGCCACCCUCGACUGGAGAGAGUGGACUUGGAACUCGUCCAACUGGGCGCUCGACGACGCCGAGGAGCCCUUCAUCUGCGGGAACGUCACCGGAGCCAGGCACUGCAACGAGAGCUUCACGUGCCUGCGGGUUGGCCCCAAUCCCAACCAUGGCUACACCAGCUUCGAUAACUUUUUGUGGUCGAUGCUCACCACCUUCCAGCUCAUCACCCUCGAUUACUGGGAGGACGUGUACAACAAGGUUCUGUCGGCUUGUGGCCCGAUUAGCGUGACGUUCUUCACAGUGGUCGUAUUCUUUGGCUCGUUCUACCUCAUUAACCUGAUGCUCGCCGUCGUGGCGCUGAGCUACGAGGAAGAGGCUGAAAUCACAAAUGAGGAGCGGAAAAAGGAUCUGACGGAUCACCGGGAGGACUCGACGUUCAGCUUCGAUCCGAGCAAGAUCAACAUCAAAACCCUGACGAAGGAGAAGCAGCGCAAGAUCGACGCUCGCAAGGGUGUGCUGCUGAGCAGCUACUCGCGCAAGAGGACGCGCAGAAGGAAACGCGGCAGGAGUACCGUGGGUCACGAGAAGAACAACGGCAAUCGCAGCAGAUCUGUGACGCCAAGUCCUAGUCCAAGCCCACGGCAUUCGUCUGCCCGGCCGUCCCACUUGCCGCUGCAGUUGCCGCUGCAGUUGCAGCAGCAGCAGAAGCAAAAUGCGGCAUCCGAACGCCAACAGCAGCAGCAGCAGCAGCAGCAGCAGCAGCAGCAAUUGCAGCAAGCGCAGCAGCAAGCUCAGCAGCAGCAACCACCGCAGGUGCCUCCUCGCAUGUCAGCCGGAGCCGCCACCGCAGCCGCAGCCGAGAGCAACCUCGUGCACAGGCUGGCGCCCCGAAACAUGCUGCAGUCGCGACAGGCUAGCAACAACAGCAAUCAGCAGUCCUCGAUGGACGACUCGGGCGUCGUCGACGACCACGACGGCGACGACGUCACGUCGACCGAGGAGCACGAGCGCCGCGAUCCCCAGCAACAACACCAGCAGCACCAGCAACACCAGCAGCACCAGCAGCACCACCAGCAGCAGCAUCAGCAGCAGCAGCACCAGCAGCAGCAGCAGCAGCAGCAGCAGCAGCAGCAAGAACAGCAGCCACAGCAGCAUCGCGCGCAGAGGGAGCACCGAGCGCCGGAGAGACACCACCUCGACAAGAGGAAAGGCGCGCCAGUGCAGCAGCUGGAGCAGCAACAGGAGCCGACGCAGGAGUUCCCUGCUGGUGGACCCAUCGCCAUUGCCGUGAAGACGAGCAACCGAGAGAUCAGGGUGCUCAAGUGCAACGGCCUCAAGACCAAGAAGCCGCUCUACUCGCUGCCUCCCGAGUACCUCUCGCACAUCGUGGUUCUAGACGAUCUGCCAGACAGAAACUGCGACGGGUGUAUCCAGUGCUGCGGCGACUACGAGCGCUGGUUGCGCUUCCAGAACUGCCUGUACAAGGUGGUGCGCGACCCCCUGUUCGAGCUGGCGAUCACGCUGUGCAUCGUGCUGAACACGGGCUUCCUGGCGAUGGAGCACCACGGCAUGAGCGAGUCCAUCCGGCAGGCGCUCAACAUCGGCAACAAGGUCUUCACCAGCAUCUUCACCUUCGAGUGCUUCCUCAAGCUGCUGGCUCUCAGCAAGGACUUCUUCAACAACGGCUGGAACACCUUCGACCUGAUCAUCGUGUCCGCGUCGCUGAUCGAUCUCGCGUUCGAGCUCGUCGACGGGCUUUCGGUCAUCCGCGGGCUGCGCUUGCUGCGCGUGCUCAAGCUGGCGCAGUCGUGGACGACGAUGAAGGUGCUCCUGAGCAUCAUCAUAUCGACGAUCGGCGCGCUCGGUAACCUGACCUUCGUCCUGGUCAUCGUGAUCUAUAUCUUCGCCGUGAUCGGCAUGCAGCUGUUCAGCAAGGACUACACGCUGGACAAGUUCGAGCCGGACCCGGUGCCGCGCUGGAACUUCAACGAUUUCUUUCACUCGUUCAUGAUGAUCUUCCGCAUCCUGUGCGGCGAGUGGAUCGAGCCACUGUGGGACUGCAUGCGGGCUGAGCGCGACGAAGGUCCCGGGACGUGCUUCGCCAUCUUCCUGCCGGCACUCGUCAUGGGCAACUUCAUGGUGCUCAACCUCUUCUUGGCCUUGCUGCUCAACAGCUUCAACAGCGAGGAGCUCAAGCAAAAGAAGGAGGAGGUGGGAGAGGAGUCGAAGCUCGCUCGGUCCUUCGAGCGCAUCAGGUCCAUCGUCAGGAAGAAGAAGUACAAGAAGGAGCACGCCGACAACGAGAAGAACGACAAGAAACUCGAGCAGAUCGUCAGAGAGGUGAUGGACAAAUCCGACAGGGACAAGUACGCCAUUCAAGAGACGGUGCUGAGCUUGUCCAAGGAGAACAUCUACAAUCAGUCCUAUCAAAAGAACCUGAGCCAGCCGGUGUUCACGUACGACCCGAUCUAUCAGUCGAGCGCGGCGCCGUGGUCGGAGCUCGAGCAGCAGACCACCACCACCACGAAUACCACCAAAGACAGCAGCGAAGACGAAAAGAGGAAGGAAAAGGAAGCCGAAGCCAUCGAGAUGUCAGUAUUCAAGGACGCGAGAAGUAAGGCCGAAGAAGCGGCCGCGUCGGAACAAGGUCCAGAAAGAACACCCAGUAAGAAGGCCGAGGAUAAGCGGUCGUGGCAUGCACUAGUGAGCUAUGUAGACGAAUUGACUGUAGGUGGAAGACGCGACAGUCAAGGCAGGUACACCGACGGCGGCAUGGAGGCCUUCCCUGGCUUCGGCAGGAGCAAGCAGGCCAAGGUCCCGCCAGACUGCUUUCCGCAGCACUGCUACGAAAAGUGCAAGUGUAUAAACAAGUGUCUGGAGACGGACCUAGGCUACAAGUGGAUAAAAGUCCGAACGGCCGUACUGUCCGUCGUCGACACACCGGUAUUCGAAUGGAUAAUACUGGUGCUCAUCUUCUCCUCGUCCAUCACCCUGUGCUUCGAGGAUAUCUACCUAGACGACAAUCCAGCCCUCAAGACCAUCCUCUACUGGACCAAUCUCACUUUCUCCCUGCUCUUUGUCGUUGAGAUGUUGCUUAAAUGGUUGGCUCUGGGUUACUGUAAAUACUUCACCAGUUUCUGGACAAUCCUGGAUUUUAUAAUCGUUUUCGUAUCCUUGUUUAGUCUCUUAAUAGAAGAGAAUGAGAACCUUAAAGUGCUGCGCUCUCUGAGGACCCUCAGAGCGCUCAGGCCGCUGCGAGCAAUCUCCCGCUGGCAAGGCAUGAGGAUAGUGGUGAACGCCCUGAUGUACGCGAUACCCAGUAUCUUCAACGUGCUGCUGGUCUGCCUGGUAUUCUGGCUGAUAUUUUCCAUCAUGGGAGUGCAGUUCUUCGGGGGCAAAUUCUACAAGUGCACCAACGCGCUCGGCGAGGUCCUCGAUAUAUCCGUGGUAGACACGAAGGACGAUUGCUUUAGACUGAACCACACCUGGGAGAACAGCAAGAUCACGUUCGACCACGUAGGCGUGGCCUACCUGGCUCUCUUCCAAGUGGCGACCUUCGAGGGUUGGAUGGAGGUGAUGAACGACGCAGUCGAUGCGCGGGGUGUUGAUUUGCAACCCCACCGCGAGGCCAAUCUGCCGGCCUAUAUAUACUUUGUGAUUUUUAUCGUCUGCGGUUCUUUCUUCACCCUGAAUCUGUUCAUCGGAGUUAUCAUCGACAACUUCAACAUGCUUAAAAAAAAAUACGAGGGUGGCGUGCUAGAAAUGUUUCUGACCGAGAGCCAGAAACACUACUACACUGCCAUGAAGAAGCUCGGCCGGAAAAAGCCGCAGAAGGUGAUAAAACGUCCGAUGAACCAGAUUCUCGCGAUGUUCUACGACCUGUCCAACUCCAGGAGGUUCGAAAUAGCAAUCUUCGUGCUGAUAUUCCUGAACAUGCUGACGAUGGGCAUCGAGCACUACGGCCAGCCGCACGCGAUAUUCUUCGUGCUGGAGGUGUCCAAUGCGUUCUUCACGACGGUCUUCGGUCUCGAGGCGAUCGUCAAAAUCAUUGGACUGCGCUACCACUACUUCACCGUGCCGUGGAACAUCUUCGACUUCCUGCUGGUGCUCGCCUCGAUCCUCGGCAUCCUCAUGGAGGACAUAAUGAUCGACUUCCCGGUGUCGCCGACGCUGCUGCGCGUAGUCCGAGUGUUCAGGAUCGGCAGGAUACUUCGACUGAUCAAGGCCGCCAAGGGGAUCAGAAAGCUUCUGUUCGCCUUGGUCGUCAGCCUGCCGGCCCUGUUCAACAUCGGCGCGUUGCUGGCGCUCAUAACCUUCAUCUACGCCAUCAUCGGCAUGUCUGUGUUCGGUCACGUGAAGAAGCAGGGCGCGCUCAACGACAUGGUCAACUUCGAGACGUUCGGUCGGAGCAUGCAACUGCUGUUCCGACUGAUGACCUCGGCGGGCUGGAACGACGUGCUGGAGUCGCUGAUGGUGCAGCCGCCCGACUGCGACGCCACGCCCACGCCUCGCAAGCUCAACGGGGACUGCGGCUACCCGCUGCUCGCCAUCACUUACUUCACCUCCUUCAUCAUCAUCAACUACAUGAUCGUCAUCAACAUGUACAUCGCCAUCAUCCUGGAGAAUUUCAAUCAGGCGCACCAGGAGGAGGAGAUCGGCAUCGUCGAGGACGACUUGGAGAUGUUCUACAUCCGCUGGUCAAAGUACGACCCGCACGCGACGCAGUUCAUCCGGUUCUCGCAGCUGAGCGACUUCAUCGCCAGUCUGGACCCGCCCUUGGGGAUAUCGAAGCCAAACGUUGUGGCGCUGGUGAGCUUCAACCUUCCUAUCGCCAAGGGCAACAAGAUCCACUGCCUGGACAUACUGCACGCUCUGGUGAAGCAUGUGUUGGGCCACGUGGAGGAGUCCGAUGACUUUAAGAAGCUGCAAGAGCAGAUGGACGUCAAGUUCAAGAAGCAGUUCCCCACGCGCAAGGAGCUGGAGAUUGUGUCUUCCACGCGCAUCUGGAAGCGCCAGGACAAGGCCGCCAGACAGAUCCAGCGCGGCUUCCGGGCCUACCUGGCGAACAAGCGCGAGAGGGAGAGGAUCGCCCAAGAGGUGGACUCGCAGACGCAGACCUCGAGCCCCGGCGGCGUGGGUAGCGACGGUAGGGGCGGCAGCAGCGGAUGGGGGGGCAAGCUGUCGGCCCUGCUGCACGUGCACAGGGGCAGCCGGGCCAGCAGCCGCAAGUCCUCGAGGGCCAGCGACGCCAGUGACGCCAGCGACCUGGGCCAAGCCUCGGCCAUGUUCUUCCAGAACUUCCCCCUGUUGAUGCUCUCCGGCGCCACCGGUACCCACGAGGACCUGCAGCCACCCGCCCUCACCGUCUCUCGUCCCUCGCCUACGGCCGAGCAUCCAUCCGCGGCCUCGAGCUCGGGCUCCGAUUCUCACGUGACCGUCAGAUCGUCGGGUCCAACGCUGGGUCGCCAGGACGCCGUGGAGACGGACGAGGACGCGCCCUCGCCGCCGGUGCAGCACAAGCGCAGCCACUCGCUCCGGCCGAGCGGCACCGCGCUCUCGCUGAACAUGCCGCUGCGCGAGAUCAAGGAGGCGCUCAGCCGGCGCUGCAGCAGCCUGCGCAGGCGUCCGGCGCCCCAGCCGCCGAGCCUGGCGCACCAGCUGGCCUCGCACUCGCAGUCGCAGCCGGCCACGAUCACCGACGGCCGCGACGUGAGCAUCCUGGUCACGAAGCCCAGCCCCGAGAGCGCCACGCCGGCGCCGGCGGUGCCGGGCCCGGGCCGACCGCCGCUGCUGCGCCAGCAGUCCGAGGCGACGGUCGUCCACGUGCUCGUGCACCGCGAGAGCGAGGAGUACCGCGAGCCCCUCGACGAGGAGCCCGCCAGCUGAUCCCAGCCCGCUGGCUUCGUCUAAGCAGCCCACCCCCCCCCCCCCCCCCCCCGGCCGCCAGCCUUUGCCUCGCACGCCGAGCGCCGUGUCGGCCGCCGCGAAAACACGUCCAUCGAUCGCCGCGCGGCGCUCGCCUUUCCGGCUCGCAUCGCAGCCACUUGUAUAAAUGUCGUCUGCACAGAGCAGACCGUCUUUACCACCUAGCUUUUCAACAACUGAUAUACGCACGGAGCGUCUACAAGCGAACAAGGAACGACCCAUUUUUCAAUGACGCUCGUUAUCACAUAGAAGAGACCACGGUAAAGUCAUCUUUCUCUCGGUUCCAAUUUUUAUAUACACAUCAAAGAACGUAGCUUACUUUCCAAUAUUAAUCUUAUAUCAAUGGGGUGUCACUUUGCCUCGGUCUUCUCUAUCCCUUUGUUUCAUCUUUUAAAUUUUAUAUAUUUUAGCGACGCGAAACUCGACAGAGAUUGUUAUCGUUAGACACAUUCACAUUAAGAUUCUAAAGCUCAAGGGUAGCCUUAACUUCCACUACUUCUGCGUAUUAACUGGUCUAAGUAUAUACAUAUUUAAUUAAGAGAUGGUGAACGCUCGUAUCUAAGGCUAGCCACUACAAUUUUUCACUAAGACCUACGAACAUUUCAAUAAAAGAGCAAAAUAAUAAUAGCCCAACGAAGUUUCAUGUGUAACUGGUUUUAGCGAUAGGCAUUUUUACAUGUAUAUAAAACAGCAAAUGGAUCGAACAAUUCGCAAGACGAGAGAAGUAGAGAUGUAUGUGAAAUAAGCUAAGUCGGUCUUAGGUGCAGUCGGUAAAAAACAAUAAACGAGAACAACAAAAUAAUGUACUGCCUGAAUUGUGUCUCUAUGGAUUCUUUUGCCGAUUAUUAAAUGCAUUAUCGAUAUUACUAUGUAGGUACAUUUAAUUGCCUGCCGUUGCACGAGUGAUUGAGAUGAUGAUGCAAUUAAAAAAACACGCAAAUCCCUUGGAGUAUAGAAUGAAUGACGAUUGGCGAAGGCCAAAAAGUUAUAUAGUUAUAUUAUUGAAUAAUGGACUGUCGAUCGGAUCCUGAAAUGAAAUCCUUUGAAAUACACACAAUCGGCUUCGCGCGACAAUCUUCCGGAAUAAAAAAAAACAUACGUGCCGAGCGAACCAAAAAGAACGGGUUAGUGGUGUUCAAAAAAAAAAAAAAAAGAAAAAUAAAGAUAUAUACGAAAAAAAAUUCGUUGAAGGCGCUGACGAGGCCAUUUUCCAAAUGUCGCCUUAGAUAAACUUACAGAACGCGCUUCGUGCGCGACUAUAGAAUAUUACAAGAUUUAUUGUGUAAAUAGCGUAUGCGAGAGAAAGAGCGAGCGCGACAGUAAAGAAACUGAAUUAAAUAAGUCAAUUAUUGAGUAACGUUGAUGCACCUUCAACAGAGUUAACAAGUGUUAUUGAUGAAUAAAUCGUCAAUGACAAGAUACGGUGGCUUGAAAUAUCGAAUAAAUAACUAAUUGUGUAACUCAUUGACAAAAAAAAACCACUAUCGGAUCUUGAGAAAAUUAUGUAGAAAUUGAUCCUGUUACCGAUAAUACCCCAUAAAAAGCAGCUUAAACGCAGAAAAUACUUAAAAUUUAAUCGAGGUUUAUUCGUCAGUUCUAAAAAAGAUUCAAAUAAAUACAAAAAAAAACGAAAUAAGGGAGAUGAAAACAAAGACAGAAACCGUACAAUCAUAUAAACGUAAUUUAAAUCAGGAUACGUGUAGUAGAUCGAAGUAAACUAAAAAUGUAUGUUAAUAUGAAUUCACUCGUAUAGGGUACGUCGCGUAAUUAUAUUUAGCCACAACGCGAGAGAUGUUCGAGAAAAUAAAGUAUAAUAAUUAAAUCUUUGUAUGAAUAGGAAUUAAAAGUUAAAAGCAAAGAGCUCGCAAGCAAUGUCUGUCUCUAUGCUUUGUCGUGCGUGAAUGAGCAAUGUACGCUACAUAUCAAUACUGAUUCGCUUCGUUGAAUUCUGCAUUAUUAAUUGUAAAAUCAAACUCCUUUUUGAUAAGUUAAUCAUUGUGUGAGCCAACUCUCGAGCCGCGAAAAAGUUUUCAAUAAUGCCAGAGGACGCAAAGGAACAAUAGGUUUAACAUUUUUUACGAGUCCAGUUAGUGCGAUUAAGUAGAGCUUUCUCUUCUCGAACCCUUCGUUUUUUACUUCUAAGGUGGCAGCUACGUCGACUAUAGAUAUAGAGUGACAAAAAAAGUAUCUCGAUUAAGAGAGAAAAAUAAUGAGCUUUGAAUACUUUACAAAAUGAUAAUUAUACGCGUAAUGACCACAGCGUUAUAUAGCGACUAGAAUCUUUCAAACGGUUGACGCCGUGUCAACUAAAAUUGCUUCAAUAAAAAAAGAAAAGAGAGAAAAACAAUACGAUGCCAGAUAAAACAUCUUUUCAUUCGGUUAAGAUCGCGUAACUAUGUUAUUGUCUUCCCGCAUCCAACGUCACUUGAUUUUCAUCGCGGCACGACUAAAAGAUAUCCUACUUCAUCGAGUUAAGAAUCAGUCACUUUCAAGUUUCAUUGUUUAUAAAUAAAGCUAUCGAUUAUUGCCAUGACAGCCGCGCUGAAAUCCUUUCGGGAUCAAUUUAUUCAUUUAAAGAACUUAAAUAACUUAAAUGAAAACCGUGCAAAUGUUCUUCGCAUCUCGCUUGCUCGUCAACUGGAGCAGUGGUCAUUGACAAUAUAAUAGCCGCCACGAGGGAAGAGAAAAGAAAAGCCGAAUAUAUACACUGCGGAGAAAAAAAGAAAAGCUGGAUAUUAAAACGGAGGAUGAUAAGAGAAAUAAAAAGUAAUGUGCACCGGCUGGUCAAAAAAGGCUGACGCGUUACCCGCGCGACAAAGAAAAAAGAAAUCCACGGAAAUAAAACCGCGAGAUAAGCGCGCGCGUUUCCGCAUUCCUGUCUUUAUUUGAUAAUCCCACGGAAAUCUCGCUUGAGAUAGUAUACGAAAUACCGAUGUAAAUUUACUGGGUCAAUUUUCUAUAAUAUUAUCGUAAAGCAGAAUAAAAAAAAAUUAAAACACUUUUAGAUAACAAAAAUUCGUAAGGAAUAAAAACGCAAGUUUUCUUCUAGAAUUAUUGAUUAUUUAUUGAUUUGAAAAAAUAUCUCAGAUAUUGUUAGUGCGGUAAUUGUUGAUUCAAAAAAAACAAAACGGAAACGAAAGUAUAAGGUCGCGUAAUACUUUUUGCAUCACACUGUGCAUAAAAAUGGAAAAAAAUACAGUAAAAAUAAUACAAUCAAAGGCCUAUAAAAACGUAAUUUUAGGAGUCAGUGGCGUCGAUUAAUGUCUUCAGAUGUAGAUUCGUUAUUGCAAUCUAGAAUUGUUAAAGUGCAAUAAUAAAAAAAAAGGAAAAAUAAAAGAAAAAACUAAUUUCGAGUAAGUGGUGAAUUGUACAACUAAAGUGUAAUAGUUGUUAAUUCCGUAAAAAAAUGAUCGUCGCUUACUCGAGUUCUUCCCCGGUUAAUCGAUGAUCUCGAUGCCGUAUGCGUGCCAAUGAUAUACCUUUGAUAUAGUUAAGACUUGCUCUGGUACCUUCAUUUCAAGUCGUUUGACUUCGUGGCUGAUGAACUUUGACAAAAAUAUUCAACUCUAAGCAUCGAUAUAAAAACGCUCGUCAUCAAGAUCGAGUCGAACGAUUUGAAAGUACAGAAAGAAGUAUUUAAGAUUCUCUGAUUUCAUAUAGGCUUUUUUCAGAACGACUCAAGUAUUGCCGAACGAUCAAUUCUCCAAAUACAUAGCGCAACGGGCACACCCUUUCUUUAUCUACUAAAGCACGCAGACGAGCAUUCGUUUUCGCGAAUUUCAAACGUGAAAAUAAUUACGCACACUAAUUACGCAAAACAAUAAAAAAAGAAGAGAAAUUGCAACAAAGAAGGAACAGAAUUAUAUAUGAAUAUUCAGUCGAUAUUUACGUUUAGAAAUCAGAUUUUGAAUGA